Achroia grisella is the source of this 1716-nucleotide messenger RNA. It is a transcript of the gene Dnai2, whose product is annotated as dynein intermediate chain 3, ciliary. The transcript has 11 exons. NCBI's taxonomy places the organism in Eukaryota, Metazoa, Arthropoda, Insecta, Lepidoptera, Pyralidae. Gene Ontology annotation, cellular component: outer dynein arm. Gene Ontology annotation, biological process: cilium movement; outer dynein arm assembly. The record is from RefSeq and is a predicted model, not a curated record. Bases 1 to 1716 code for a protein of 571 amino acids. Gene Ontology annotation, molecular function: dynein light chain binding; dynein heavy chain binding.
AUGGAAAAACAAGAAAUCCCCGAGUUUAUAUACGAAUACAAAAAACGUAGACGAGAAUUUGGAAAGCAAGUUCUAUUCACAGACCAUGGACCAGAAAUGUGUGUCAGCAUACCAAACAAUCCUCUAUUGUAUAAAGAUUACAUACUACGAAAUCCUGUACAUGUUGGCAUACAGAAUACAGGUACCAUGUCAGAACAUUGGGUUAAUUCUGAAAGAGCGGAAUAUACAUGUUCGGGUAUUACUCAUGUAGAAGGUGGUUGGCCAAAAGACAUAAAUAUGGCUGAUCCCGAAGCUACGCAGAGAUACAGACGCAAGAUAGAAAAAGAUGAUGCGUACAUACACGCAGUAAUGCAUCUCGGACAUAGCAUGGAACAUAAUAUUCUUCAAAAUAAUGCAGUAGAUAUGUACGAGACUUAUUACUCAGAAUUGCCCUCAAUACCUCCGGUGGAACGUAGUAGUUGCCAUACGGUGAAUGUGUACAGAGAACCCUCGGCCAGGAGGCCGGUGCGCUCGCUCUCCUGGCAAACAGAUGGAGGCGCGCGUCUUGCUACCGCGCAUGCUGAUGUGGACCUUAUGAGGAACAACAGAACUCCACAAUACUCGUACAUAUGGGAUAUUGAAAAUGCCAAUGCGCCAGAGUUAACCAUAAAACCUCCUCAGCCAUUAUUGGAUUUACAAUAUAAUCCUCGGGAUCAAAACACUCUGGUUGGUGGAAUGAUGAACGGCCAGGUCGGUUGGUGGGACAUGCGUAAAGGUGGGGAGCCUGUUGGAAUUUGUCCUCCACAUGUAGCACAUCGAGAUCUUGCACGCAACGUCCUCUUCAUCAACUCCAAAAUUGGAGCCGAAUUUUUCUCAUCGUCUCCAGAUGGAGUAGUAAAAUGGUGGGACACACGAAACAUGAAUGAGCCAACUGACUCAAUGAUAAUAGAUUUGGUGAAAGCACCGACUGAUACGCAAAGUAUAGAGAAUGCCAUCGGAAUAUCGGCGCUUGAGUACGAGCCAACAAUACCAACUAGAUUUAUGGUUGGAACUGAAACUGGCCUUAUCAUUGGAGGAAAUCGAAAAGGAAAAAAUGCAGUAGAAAAACUCCCAACCAGAUACGACGCCCAUCUCGGCCCAGUGUAUGCUCUGCAACGUAAUCCCACAUUCCUCAAAAAUUUCCUAACCGUUGGUGAUUGGACAGCUAGAGUGUGGAGUGAGGAUUGUCGCGAAUCAUCUAUCUUAUGGACCUAUUCACAUCGCACUAAACUUACUGAUGGCGCUUGGAACCCCAUUCGAUUCUCAUUGCUGUUAAUCACACAAUGGGAUGGUUGUCUCUCUUGUUGGGAUUUAUUAAGGAGACGAAGCGCACCGAUCGUCACUGCCCAACUGUGCGAUGAACCAUUGUUACGUUUACGUCCACACGAAGGAGGUAUACUGGUUGCUUGCGGUAGCAGUAAAGGAACUAUAUAUUUGGCAGAAUUAUCACAAAAUCUGGGUACGGCGGACAAAAACGAUAAGCUACUGUUGACGAAUAUUUUAGAACGUGAAAAUAAACGUGAACGCAUUCUUGAAGCUCGUAUGAGGGAGCUACGAUUGAAAAUGCGACAAGAUCGUGACGGUGGACAACCGCAAACGGAAAACGACCCUAGCAGCUCGGAUAGGGAGAUAGAAGAAGCCACUGCAGAGUACAUGCAAACUAUAAACGCUUUGCAGGCGCAACAACCGCCUCAAUAA